Rhodamnia argentea is the source of this 2875-nucleotide messenger RNA. Its product is annotated as senescence-induced receptor-like serine/threonine-protein kinase. The transcript has 13 exons. Gene Ontology annotation, biological process: protein phosphorylation. Lineage: Eukaryota; Viridiplantae; Streptophyta; Magnoliopsida; Myrtales; Myrtaceae. The coding region runs from base 7 to 2679 and encodes 890 amino acids. Gene Ontology annotation, molecular function: protein binding; protein kinase activity; ATP binding. The record is from RefSeq and is a predicted model, not a curated record.
UAUUACAUGCAAGUUUCUCUGUCUUCUGGAUUCCCGAAAAUGGGAAGAUCAAUGUUGCUCCUCCUCUUGUGUGCUUCCGUUGCUUCUCUAUUAGCUCCGGGACUGAAGCUGCUGGCUCUAGCCCAACAAAUUCCAGGUUUCAUAAGCAUCAACUGUGGGGCCCCUGAUCCAUAUCUCAAUGACGUAACCGGGAUAUAUUAUGAGACGGACCAAGGAUUUACAGAUUCCGGGGAAAACAAGCUGGUUUCCGCAGAAUACAGUGACGAAUCUCAUCCUCAAAUCACCAAAAGUUUGAGGAGCUUUCCGAACGGAACGAGGAACUGCUACACGCUAAAACCUGAUGGAGGCAAGAACAGCCUUUACUUGAUCAGGACCUACUUCUGGUACGGCAACUACGACCGGAAAAGGCAAACGCCCACGUUUGACCUUUAUAUCGAUGUUAACUAUUGGACCACUAUCGACUACACAGGCGAUGUGUUCGACGAGAUUAUUUACGUGUCCAAGGCAGAUUAUAUACAGGUGUGUGUUGUGAAUACGGGGAGUGGAAUCCCUUACCUUUCUGCUCUGGAAUUACGAGUUUUGGGCAAUAGCAGCAUCUAUCGAAUUGAACCUGGGUUCUUGAGGCGAACUUGGCUGAUCGACGUGGGAACAAUCUCUUCAUCCCGGACAAGGUACCCGACGGAUGAUUAUGAUCGCAUCUGGCUGGGCCAUUCUCAAUCUGCUUACUUCACGCUUACGCCCAGCGUCGGAGCAUCUGCUGCGUCCUUGUCCGACAACAAUGAUGCUUACAAGGUUCCUGGGAAAGUUCUGAUGACCGCUGGAACCGCGAGCAAUGCUAGUUCCUCCUUGAGUUAUAAUUGGACGCAAUGGAAGCCAUACAGUUCUUCAGGUAAAUGGAUCUUGUACUUCCAUUUUGCCGAAACCCAGAGUUUGCUGAGUGGCCAACAAAGGGAGUUCACAGUUUCUGUCAAUGGUAAUCAAUUCACGAAGAGGGUGGCACUCGAGUACUUAAAGCCAGUGACUCUAGUCUCCACUCCAGUUACUGGAUCCCCGAUCGUCUUCACGAUCAGUCCCACACCUCAAUCUGCAUAUCCGCCCAUCCUCAAUGCCAUCGAGGUCUAUAACAUUGUUGGACUCCCCAAUGUACCAACAGCCCAAAUCGAUGUGAAAGCUAUCAAUGAUACCAAGGCAACGUAUCGAGUAAAUAAAGAGAGCUGGCAAGGUGAUCCGUGCGUCCCAAGCAACUAUACAUGGCAUGGUCUGAAUUGUAGUUAUGGAAAUCCUCCGAGGAUUAUUUCACUGAAUCUGAGCUCUAGCGAUCUGGUGGGGAGCAUAGCAUCCUCGUUUUCAAAUCUAUUAGCGUUGGAGUCCCUAGAUUUGUCCAACAAUCAACUGUCAGGAGAAAUACCAGAAACAUUGGCGAAACUGCCAAAGCUGAGAAAUCUAAAUCUAAGUGGAAACAACCUUACUGGUUCUGUUCCCAAGGCUCUUACAAUGAGGGUUGAAGCCAAGACAUUAAACUUAAGUUUGACAGGAAAUGCGAAUCUGUGCCGAGCUGAUCCUUGCGCGCAGAAGCAGAAACAAAAAACCAUCCUCAUUCCAGUUAUUACAUCAGUUUCAGGCUUCUUUGUAGUUCUCUUCGGUGCUUUGGCUAUUAUUUGGUUGAUUAAACGGAGAGCAAUAGCAGAAUCUAGUGAAAGGGUGCUGAGACCAAGUAAUCGACCUUUUACGUAUGAAGAGGUUUCAAUAAUCACUGGGAACUUCGGACAAGUGAUUGGUGAAGGUGGAUUUGGAAAGGUAUAUCUUGGUACACUAGAUAACGGCACCGUAGUUGCUGUCAAGAUGCUCUCUGAAUCAUCAAAGCAAGGGUACAAGGAAUUUCAAACCGAGGCGCAACUCUUAAUGAUCGUUCACCACAGAAACUUGGUUUCGCUGUUUGGAUAUUGCAAUGAGUCCAAGCACCUGGCAUUGAUAUAUGAAUACAUGGCAAAUGGAAAUUUAAAGCAACAUUUGUCGGGCAAUGUUAUAAUCCAUCCAACAGAGGACCAUCCGAAGGUCUUGACAUGGAGUAACAGACUACAAGUAGCUGUGGAUGCAGCACAAGGUUUGGAUUAUUUGCAUAAUGGUUGCAAGCCACCCAUCAUCCACAGAGACUUGAAGACUAUUAACAUCUUGUUGAACGACGAUUUCCGAGCCAAAAUAUCUGAUUUUGGCCUGUCAAGAGCUUUUGCGACAGAAAAGGACUCUCACGUGUCAACUUGUCUUGCGGGCACUCGUGGCUACCUCGACCCUGAGAUGCAGUCUUCUGGAAAAUUUACCAAGAAGAGUGAUGUUUAUAGUUUCGGAAUCAUACUCUUUGAGCUCAUCACGGGCCAACCUGCAUUUGUGAGGAGCCAGGAUGGCAGCAACAGCAUGCACGUACUUGAAUGGUUGACUCCGAUCGUUGAAAGUGGUGAUAUACAGAGGAUUAUGGAUCCAAGGUUACAAGGAGUAUUCGACAUCAACUCAGCUUGGAAAGUAGCGGAGAUUGCCAUGUCUUGUACACGACCAACGGCAAUUCAAAGGCCGGAUAUACAUCAUGUGUUGGCAGAGCUGGAGUCUUUGGUGAGCAAAUCAAGUGAUCCCUUGGAAAUGAGCUCCUUGGUGCUCCAAUCUGACGAUGUCCCCAUCGCGAGGUAGCAGAACUUUUGCGAUCCAGGAAAGGUUCUCUUCUUUUUAGGUUAUAGAUUACCUUUUGUCCUCCAAUUUGUACUUUAAUUGCAUCAUCCAUUUCCCUUUUCUUUCUGCCAUUGAAUCUUCCAAACAUGCUGUCUGGUAACGACAUCCUUUCGUCCUUUGUCGCUCCUUUCUCCAUUAAGAAUAUCAGUUCAUGGCA